Dacryopinax primogenitus is the source of this 657-nucleotide messenger RNA. RefSeq lists its product as uncharacterized. The transcript has 4 exons. NCBI's taxonomy places the organism in Eukaryota, Fungi, Basidiomycota, Dacrymycetes, Dacrymycetales, Dacrymycetaceae. The coding region runs from base 1 to 657 and encodes 218 amino acids. The record is from RefSeq and is a predicted model, not a curated record.
AUGGCCAAGCCCAACACUCGCAAGUCCGCUGCCAGGCUGAAGGAUGAGCAUGCCACCAUGCUCAAGACUGCUGCUGCAAUCAUUGCACAGAUGCACGAAGACACUGAAGAUCCCGGAUUUUGGCCUCUGGUGAAAUAUUUGGACAUCAAGCCAUUUGGCAAUGCAGUCGUGCUGCUCCUCAACUGUCCCCAGUCUGCCCUUGUCCACAAUUUGCCUGAGAAGUGGGUCCAACUUUUUGGCCUUGACCAGCAAGAGGAGCUGGCCGCCUUGUCUGUGCUGCCCAAGGAGGAUGAGGAAAAGGACAAGGAUGAGAAGGAGUUUAAGGCCAUGUUGUCUGGUUUUUUGACAUCCCUGGUGAGCCUGGCCAGCCCUUUGGUGAAGCCAGAGAAGGGCAAGGCAAAGGCGAAGGAGACAAUGCCAGCAAAGGCAGUCAUGCCAUGCCUUGACAAUGGCACCAUGGAGAUGCCACUGAUACCCAGGGCAUGCAGGAGGCCAACAAAAGUGGAUUCCUGCAAUGCAGGUUGGAUGAUUGAGGAGAUGCUGGCAAUGCUGUUGCUGCCAAUGAUGGAUGAUGCAGUGGUGGAGUCAUUUGCGGCAGAGAAUUUGUUUGUUGUGCUGCAAGCAUGCAGUUUUCAUGGAUGGGGUGCCGCACCAUGA